GCUCGUACAAGAAUCAAUGAAUAAGAAAUAAGGAUCAAAAUAUUUCAGUUUGUACCGAAAAUAAUAACGAGUUUAUACAUUUUAAAGAUAGAGGAACGUGUACGUAAAAGGAGGCACACAGAAAGUGUGCCUUCACUCCAAGCCCUGUUGCCAAGUGACGAAAACAUGCCUGCACCCCCAGGAGCCAGCCCUGCAAUGGACACAAAGAAAGAUGACCCAGCACAACAAUCUAAAAGAAAGAAAGAACUAGAGAACAUGAGGGAGAACCAGCAAGGUCCCAAGUAUGAAUGGUCACAGACAGAUGAAAGUGUAACAAUGGUGUUAAAGAUUGAUAACAUUACAAAUGAACAGUUACGAGAGAGUGAUGUUACAUUUGCAGACAGUGAUGUCACAGUAACACUUCCAGAUGGUAGAAAUUGGACAUGGCAGCUGUGUGAUGAAAUAUUCCGUGAGGACAGUCGUGUUAAGGUGAAGAAACGAAAGAUGAGUUUGCACAUGAAGAAAAAGAACUCGGUGAUAUGGUCAAAUCUGGAGCACAUUGAACCAGAGGGUCCACUGCCAUCACCUGCCUUCAGUUCGUGCUCCACAGAGAGCCAGGAUCCAGCUGAUUCACCCAGUGUAUUGUCAGAGGACUCUGGUACCCAGCUUCCUGUGUUUAGCACUGGGAGCACCAACCUGUUAGAGGAACAGGACAGAACACAAGAUAAAAGUGGAAAUGAAGAGGAAGAAACUGAAAAUCAGGAGAACCUGAGAAAAGAAGAAGAGCCAGUGGUUGAGCUUCAGCUGAUAAAGCAUGACUUUAUAGAAAAGGAUGAUGUGUUUAUUGUACAUAUUUACGUGAAAGGGGUGAACAAAGAUAACCUGUCAGUAAACUUUGAAGUCAACACUUUCAGCGUCAAGUUUCAGUCAAACAACCCACAAUUUCUGAAGCUUCAUGCUGGGACCACAGAGGAAACCAAGUUUUGCUGGCAGAUAAAACUAAGAGGGGAAAUAAUACCAGAGAAAAGCAAAUUCAAGGUGACACAGUCUUUCAUUGAGAUAACUCUUGCAAAGAGUGUCUUCAGCAGGUGGGGAGAUCUGGAAGCAUUAAAGAGGAAAGAGACUCCACCAUCUACAAAGUCAGACAGCUGGAUGUCAGUGAAUUCUGUGUCUGUAAAGACGGACGCUAGUACAGACAGGGAGCGUAAAACAAUGUUUAAUGAGAUGAAACAGAAUAUAGAGAGAGAUAACCUGAAAGACAAACCUCCAGACGGUGGACUAACAGCAUCACCUAUACAGAAGCCAACAUGUAAAGUUCAGCCUCUGAACAAACAGACUGAGGAAAGAGAGCAGGUUGUAAGGCCUCCAGGAUUCACUGGACUGGACAAUCUUGGCAAUACCUGCUUUAUGAAUGGUGUUCUACAGUGUCUGGUCAAUUCUAGAGAGUUCAGAGACUUUUUCCUUGAUGGAAAGUUUCAGAAUGAUUUGAAUAUAGACAAUGUGCUUGGUAGUGGUGGAAAACUGGCAGUUUGUUUUGCUGUAUUGUGUAAAGUACUGUGGUCAGGAAAACAUUACUCAUAUGCUCCAUCCAAACUUAAGAAUUUAGUUGCUCAGAAGGCAAGUCAGUUUACAGGAUUUGCUCAACAUGACUCCCAGGAAUUUCUUGCUUUUCUUCUUGAUGGACUUCAUGAGGAUUUGAACAGGAUAAAGAAGAAACCAUAUACAGAGACGGUAGAAGAUGGUGGAAGACCAGAUGAGGUGGUAGCUAAUGAGGCAUGGGCUGUACACAAAAAGAGGAACGAUUCCUUCAUUGUGGACCUCUUUCAGGGCCAGUACAAGUCUAAACUGGUGUGCCCUGCUUGCGGAAAGGUGUCAAUUACCUUUGAUCCAUUCCUGUAUCUGUCCCUUCCAUUACCAAAGAGACAGCGCUUGUUACCAGUUACAUUCAUGUGGAAAGACCCAUACAGGAAGCCUGUCAGGUACAUGUUAAAGUUGUCCAAGGAAGCUACAGUUGAAGGUAUGAAGGAAGCUUUACAACGGAAAACUGCAAUUGAUCCUCGUAACAUACGGGUAUUUGAAGCCUAUAAAGGAAGAAUCCAUAAGAUGUUUGGGCGAGGAACAAGCCUCAGUACUGUACAAGCAAAUGAUUGCAUAAUAGCGUGUGAGGUGUUAUCGGAAGAAGUGGCGGGAGAGCCAGUAUAUGAAGUGGCUAUUGUACAGAGAACAUUGAUGCCCAACCAGUUCCCAUCACGCUGUAGCAGUUGUAAGAAGCUGUGUCCAGAGGGUUCCAAACUUAAAAGGUGUACAAAAUGCUUCAAAGUUGGAUACUGUGAUCAAACAUGCCAGAAGAAUCAUUGGCAGUUACACAGGGGUCAGUGUAAAACAACACCAGAACCUGUGGGAACACCAUUUGUCUUGAGUGUACCAGAAUCUCGUGCCACAUUCUCCAAGGUGUGUCAACUCAUGGAAGCUUAUGCAAGAUACUCUGUGGAUGUCUUCCAACCUCCAGUUAAGACUGAUACAACCCCAAAGCUCAGUAGCCGCUCAUCAUCUUCCAACCUCAGUAAUAGUAGCCAAUCAAGUGGCAGUCAAAAUAGUCUCGAUAGCCAAUCGUCUUUCAGCAGCUCUUGCACAAUAACGGCAGAGCAAGAACAAAAUUUAGAGGAUGCAGAUUUAGCACCAGACUGUGAUAGAUUAUCCAGAGAAAUUUCUUUGGACAAUGACUCGGCAAUUUCCAGUCAGACUGGUUUAAGUGGCAUAUCUGAUACUAGUCUAAAAUUCCAGACUGGUACCAUAGAAAGUAAUAAACCAGUUGGAGCUAAGGCAGAAAAGGAUCAUUUGAACAUAACUCAAAGGAGUGAUUCAGGUUUUAGCUCCAUGUCUGAUGUGCACAGCCAGGCGGGGACCAGUGCGUCAGAGGCCAGUAAAAGCAGUACUGCUUCAGGGACUGAUAAAGGUCUGGAAAAAGAGUUUUCCUCUCCUGUUAAACCUGUACUAGGGAUCCAGACUGGGGACACAGAGAGAUCAACUCCAAUGUUCUUUAUAAAACCAGUCACCUCCGAAGGAGUUGGCCUCACAGGGGCUGAUGGUGAAAGGCUUGAGGAUAAAGGUGAUGUCCCCAUCGAUUUGACAAAUAAAUUUUUCUUGUCAGUUGAUUGGAAAAAUAAUGACAAGCUACAGGGAUAUGUUCUAGUACAGUCGAAAGAUAUGGACUUUGACAAUGACAGCAGUAUGAUGACCGCAUCCUUAGAAGAGAGCAAUGUGACACUAGAGCAAUGUCUGGAGUUGUUUACAGAACCAGAAGUACUGAAUCCCGAAGAGGCAUGGUAUUGUCCGUCAUGCAAGGAGCAUAGAGAGGCGACAAAACAAUUGUCUACGUGGAAAUUGCCUCAUACACUCAUUAUACAGCUCAAGAGGUUCUCAUUCCGUAACUUUAUAUGGAGAGAUAAGAUAGAUAAAAUGGUGGAAUUUCCUACAAGAGGGUUGGAUCUGUCUGCAUUUUAUGUUGGAAGUAGACCGAGUAAUGAACCACCUCCGAUCUAUGAUCUAUACGGUGUUGUCAAUCAUCAUGGAGGCAUAUUGGGCGGACAUUACACAGCACAUGUAAGGUGUGCUGACUUAACACCAGGAGUUACAAGUGAAGUUGGUUGGAGACUAUGCGACGACAGUCGUGUGACAGCCAUCAGCCACGAAAAGAAUGUGGUAACACGAGCAGCAUACCUCCUGUUUUAUCGUCGCCGAGAGGUGUUCGUUCCUCCACCUCAAGUUCUAUCUUUGGAUCCUUCUGAGGAAGAAGAAUACGAAUCUGCCACCUCCGACGUUGAUGAAAUGUCAGAAUUCUUGGGUAAUACAGAAGGUGAAGGGAGAUUGAUAAUUGACACCUCUAAAGGUGAAUCUACUGAUUUACCCGAUUUAGAAGAUGCAGAAGCAGAUUUUGAAGAUGAAAAGCUACCUUUAUUAGAAGCGACUGUGAUAUCGUCGGAUGAUGAUCUCGGAUAUACAGACAUGGACUCUGUUGAUUAAAAAUAACAUUCAGGUCUUAUUGUUAAAUUUACUGUUAACCGAAGUUUGCAUUUAAGUUCCUACAAAAAGGUGAACACUUAAAAGGGAACAAUGUUAUGGACUCUUCUUUUUGUACCCGACUUAACAGGUUUGAGCCAUGGAAAGGUUGCAGCUGUAACUCAGAAAGAGACAAUGCUGAUUUUCUCCAUAAAUACAGUUUUGAGAGUUAAAGACUUUAGUGCAGAACUUAACUACAAAACUGAGAUAAAAAUGCAAAUAAGUUAUUGUAACAUAUACCAAAUGACUAAGUCAUAAAAAAAAAAUGUUUUAAUCGCUCAUAUAUUAUGUCAGAGUACAUUCAUUGAAUUUGUUAAUGCUAAUUUAGUACUUAUUCCAUGAGAAAAAAAUGUUAUUUCACGUUGUAGUAUUUUUGUAGACAGAAGAGGAACUUGAAUUUUUUUCAGGAGUAUAGCUGCAGAGGGCAUUUGUAAUUUCAGUGCAUUAAUUAUGAUGUUCAAAUAACUUUUAACUAGGUUUUACUCAGGUGUGUGUACUUCAUAAUGUUGGGGUUCAUUCAAAUUACCAGAUUAAUUAUUCAGUGCAAAAGCUGCGCGGCAAUUAAAUCAAAAGAUUUUUCCAUAACUUCUAAACAGUAAGAAUCCAGCACUAAUAUCAACUCUGAGUGUAUAUUCUGAAGUUUCAAAAUAUCAACAGCUUAGUCAACUCCUACUUUAAAGAAAAAAUUGAUUCUAGCUUUCACAUCUCUACCAUAAACAUUUUUACCUUUCAGCCAAUAAUUAAAUAUGUAAAAAAAAAUCUCAUUCUUUCAGGUGACUAACCUUUAUCCAGCAGGCGGUAAGUGAGUCUGUCUUUUGAAUGAUAGACCAAUCCAUUUUAGAAAUUUAGCAGGAUGAAGGUUAAAAAAUAAAUUCAGGUACUCUGAAAUCACUGAUGUUUGUAGCAGACUUUUUUGUGGAUGGGUUGUUGAAAUUGAAUCCUAUUAACUAAAAUAAAAUUCUUAUUAAUUUUUCAUCUACUUGAAAUUUCUUGAAUUUGUACUUCGAUGAAAUAGCUGUUUUGAUUAAUUUGUUAUAAUAUUUAUGCCUAGGACGAUAAACGAAUCUUUACUCUUAAGUGAGCUCUGUAUUGCUUGAAAUUUUUCACUUACUUAUUUAGUGUACUUUGUCAUAGGUAAUACAACUCUUAAGGUCAUUACAAAGUUAUCCUAUAAAGCUGUUAACUGUAAGAAGGAAUUAUCACACCAUAUUUUCCUCUCGUGAUUUAUACGACAUUUAAAUGUGCCAUCUACAACAGCUUUAUCAUAGUGUUUGUUUUUCAGUUUUUGUGAGAAGGUAUUGUCUCAAACAUGUUUUGUUGCCAGAUAAUCUCGCACUACUUUAACACAUUUCUAGACAGUAUCAGUUUACACAAGAAGCUCUGUCAUCAGUGGUAUGAAUGUGUGAAAUCACAGACUUUCAGGUUUAAGAACAGAAGAAAGUAAAAAUGUCAAGGUAGCAUCUGCUUAGUGUUAUCUUUUCAGCUCAUUUACACUCAUUUUGUGAAGCUUAGUUAGAGCUAGGAUUUCUCAAUCCUUGCUUAGUGCUAUUCAUAAUACUAGCCAGUGCAAGGGAAUAUAUAAAACAAAAUCCCUGUGAACAGAACUGCUUACUGAUAAUAAAUUUGUAACAUAGUAAAAAUGACAUCAUAAAAUAUCAAAACUUAAAAGAAGGGCAUUAUUUCAUAUUAUUUCAUUCCAUGAUUUUCAUUUGAUGAGGUUCAAUCAUGUAACUUUUAAAUUUAAAAAUUUAAGUAGCACAUGUUACAUUGUUUUCAGCUCAAUUCCUUAAUGCACUAGCUAAACAUGAGAUUUAUAAACAGGGCAUUUCUGACAUUUUGAGUGUAUGUUUUAGAUUGACUAUUUGAUUUUUUUUAAAAUAUGAGACCCUUUGUUGUCACCCUUUCAUCGGCAUCAACGUCAAUGUUUUGCAUGGAAGCAGGUUUCUCAAAAACUGCUGCCAAAUGCUUUUAAACCACACUCUGUUUGGCAUCAUGAGAUGACUUCACAGGAUGAGCUACAAACCCCACUGACGUCUUUGAAAUUAAGUGACCACACAGAGCUGGUUAUAUAACCCCGAGUUUUAUUUUAGUAAAAUUAUGCCGCUUUUUAACAUAUAAAAUUUUCUGAAAGUUUUGCAUGUAAGCAUGUUUCGUAGAAACUACUUGACCAUGUGUUUUCAAAUUGUACAGACAUCUUUGGCAUCAUGAGAUGACCAUUGGCAGCUUUAACACCUUUGGCUUAAAUUUUGGCACCACUGUGCCCUUUUUGCACUUAGAAAUUUGGUUUAAAGCUUUGUAUAUAAGCAGGUUUCUCAGGAAAUGUUGUACUAAAUGCUCUCAAAAUUUUUGUAAGUCUUUGACACCAUAAAAUGACAAUUCUGAGACAGUUUCAUAUCUCAAAAUUUAAUUUUACAAGAUUUUGCCUUUUUCAGUUUAGGAAAAUUUGUUAAAGCUUUGGCAUAUAAGUUAGUAUUAGGUGGAAAGGCUUCAAAUAACCAAACACUGUUAUUAGACAGCUCUUUUUUAGCUCAUCUGAUUUUUUGAAAAAAAAUGAUGAGUUAUUGUCAUCACUUGAGCGGUUGUCGGCGUCGGCGUCGGCGUCUGCGUCGGCGUUGCCUGGUUAAGUUUUAUGUUUAGGUCAGCUUUUCUCCUAAACUAUCAAAGCUAUUGCUUUGAAACUUGGAAUACUUGUUCACCAUCAUAAGCUGACCCUGUAUAGCAAGAAACAUAACUCCAUCUUGAUUUUUGCAAGAUUUAUGGCCCCUUUUGUACUUAGAAAAUAUCAGAUUUCUUGGUUAAGUUUUAUGUUUAGGUCAACUUUUCUCCUAAACUAUCAAAGCUAUUGCUUUGAAACUUGGAAUACUUGUUCACCAUCAUAAGCAGACCCUGUACAUCAAGAAACAUAACUCCAUCUUGCUUUUUGCAAGAAUUAUUGCCCCUUUUGGACUUAGAAAAUCAGUUUUCUUGGUUAAGUUUUUAUGUUUAGGUCAGCUUUUCUCCUAAACUGUCAAAGCUAUUGCUUUAAAACUUGCAACACUUGUUCACCAUCAUAAGUUGACCCUGUACAGCAAGAAACAUGACUCCAUCCUGAUUUUUGCAAGAUUUAUGGCCCCUUUUGGACUUAGAAAAUAUCAGAUUUCUUGGUUAAGUUUUAUGUUUAGGUCAACUUUUUCUCUUAAACUAUCAAAGCUAUUGCUUUGAAACUUGCAACACUUGUUCACCAUCAUAAGCUGACCCUGUACAGCAAGCAACAUAACUCCAUCCUGCUUUUUGCAAUAAUUAUUGCCCCUUUUGGACUUAGAAAAUCAUUUUCUUGGUUGAGUAUUAUGUUUAAGUCAACUUUUCUCAUAAACUAUCAAAGCUAUUGCUUUAAAACUUGCAACAGUUUUUCACCAUCAUAAGUGGACACUGAACAUCAAGAAACAUAACUCUAUCCUGCUUUUUGCAAGAAUGAUGGCCCUUUUUAGACUUAGAAAAUCAUGGGUAGGACAAUAUUUCUAUUACACAAAAAAAAAAAUCAGAUGAGCGUCAGCACCCGCAAGGCGGUGCUCUUGUUUCCAGAAAUUAUUACUGAACUCUUAAUUGAAAUUUGAUUUGUAUAACUAAAGCUUUUGCUGUCUCUCCAUCAACAUUUCUGUUGUUUUUUUUUUCUAAGAAAAAACAAAUUGGCCGGAUUUCCCUGAAACUUCGCAAUAUUGAUUGGUAUAAAGCCUAGUUGUGCAGGUCAUUUCAUAUUAAUUUUUGUGGAGUUAUGGCUCCUGAAAGGUUCUCCUACUGCUUCUUUACUGUUUGAUUGGAUGUGAUAGAUUCAGAGGAAUGAUCAGUACCAAGUCAUGGGUUUAUGGUUUAAUGAUUUUUCACUUGACUUAUGGCUCUUAAUUAUACAUUGUCUAUGUAGAAAUUCCUGUCGAUGCUUCUACUAAAAAACCCCUGGAUUUCAGUAAAACAGAAGUGAUUGGUAUGAAGCCUGUUCUUGCAUAUUGGCACUUUUCACUUGGAUUAUUUUUUGUGGAGUUAUGUUGUUUUAUUGGAACUUAAUAGGAAUGAGCAGUACUAAGCUUUAUUGCACAUAUUUUACAGUUAAAUGAUUUUUAACUGAUUUAUGGCCCUUUGCUUAUUAUACAUAAAGCUUUGGUAUAAAGCCUAGUUCAGUAGAUUCAUCUCUGAUUUUCCCCCCAGAGUUAUGGUUCCUAAAGAGGCAUUUUUCAGUGAAAUUUGUCCAGACUACUUCUGUGGUAUACUGCUGAUUGGAUUUUAUUUCCAAUUUAAGCUUAUACCCUUAUCAUCCAUGUUGUUGAUCUGCGUUCUUUCAAGAUGUGAAAAAAGGGAAUGGUGAUGUAGAGGUGAUGGGCUAACAUCUUCUUGUGACACUAGUACAAGGUCCAAGGAUAAAAGUAAAGAAACCAGUCUCAUUCCUCCAACAUUUGAUUGGUAGUUUCUGAGAACAAAUUGGAUAUUGACCAAUGAUAUAGAUGUUGUCUCAGACUGGUCUCCAAGUUCUAUUUUUAACCUCAGAGUCUGGUUUUUCCAGGAACCAAACUCGAGAGUGGUUCAAAUAAGCUGCAAGCUUUCAUUACAACCAAGGUAAAAUGAUUUGGUAUUAACUUGAAGAUAUAAAAAGGAAGUAAUGUUUAACAUCCCAUGGAAUCAAAAAGUUCAACCUAAUAUUUGUUAAACGUAUUAUCCCUUGUUAAUUAUACUGUAACUAUUGGCCCCUCUGUUUUAAAUGCAAGUUGUGGUUUUUAAAGUGCAAACAAUUUAUGUUAUAUAUUUUUAGCUUGACUAUUCAAAGAAUAAGGAGUGCUAUCCUACUAUGCAUGGCGUUGGCAUUUACAUCACACCUUGGUUAAGUUUUACGUAUCAGUCCACAUUUUGACAAAACCUUUUGACAUAUAGGUUUCAAACUUUCAACACUUGUGUACCAUCACAAUGUCCAGUCUUAGGCAGUUUAAAUCCAUGAAGGAUUUUGUCUUGAUUAUGGCCCCUUUUAACUUGCAAAUCUUGGUUUUUCGUAUCAGUUCAUAUUUUGUGUAAAUUGUUUGACAUAUCGCUUUGAAACUUUGCUUUGAAACUUUUAUCACUUGUUUAUUAUAACUGUCUAUAUUUGUAGGCAAGAUUACAUAACUCUGUCAAGUAUUUUCAGUUUUGGGUGAAUUAUGGCCCUUUUUGAACUUGGAAAAAGGUUCAGUUUUCAUACAUGUCCACAUUUUAUCAAAACUAUUUGACAUAUGGCUUUGAAACUCUGAACUCUUGUUCAUCACCAUUAAUAUCUAUCUGUAGUCAAAGGUUUGUAACUCUGUCAAAAAUUUUUGGCUGAAUUUUGACUCUUUUUGGACUUGGAAAUAGUUAAGUUUGAUGUACCAGUCCAUAUUUUGUCUAAACUGUUUGACAUAUGGCUUUGAAACUUUGAUCACUUGUUUACCAUCUUAGUCUCCAUAUGUAGGCUAGACUACAUAACUAGGGCAAGGAUUUUGGCUCAUUUAUGGCCCUUUUUGACACAGAAAUUAGAAAUCUGAAAAUCUCUGGUAAUAUUUUGACCCCAUACUUGCAUCAAUUCUUCGAAUAGUUGAGCGCGUUGUCAACUGACAGAUCUUGUUUGAUAUUGUAAUGGCGUAUAGGAACUUUUUAUACAUUGAACUUUUGUGUUACAAUUUUUUGUUACCAAUUGCUGUUGGGGAUAGAUUUGGAAGUAAAAUAUUACUUUUCUUUAAAAUGAUGAAUUAACUGUUCUAAGUAAAGAAUUUCUGAAAAUUGUUUAUGGUUUUGUUGAAAUAUAUUGCUUGUUGGUUGAUGUUAAUAACAUCAUUUUUAUACGCGCGUCUCUGAAAUUAUGUGAACACCUGUGGUGGUGGUGGCUGGCAGGCGGUCAUCGUCCAAAAUAUGUCCGUUCUCUAAGUCAAACAGUUUUCAUCUGAUCUUCACCAAACUUGCCAACAAUAUUUGUGGGCAUAAUAUCUCGGCCAGGUUCAAAAACCAGCCAAAUCGCCCAAGACACUUGGAUUAUGGCCCUUAAAUUACUCGCAAAACAGCGAAUUUAGCCUUGUCCGCUCUCUAAGUCAAACAGUUUUCAUCCGAUCUUCACCAAACUUGCUGACAAUCUUUAUGAACCUAAUAUCUCGGCCAAGUUCGAUAACCAACCACAUCGCCCAAGGCACCCUUGAAUUACUCGAAAAACUGCCCACACUCUAAGUCAAACAGUUUUCAUCCGAUCUUCACCAAACUUUCUGACAAUGUUUGUGGGCAUAAUAUCUCGGCCAAGUUUUAUAACCAGCCACAUCGCCCUAGGCACUCUUGGAUUAUGGACCUUGAAUUACUUGAAAAACUGCGAAUUUAGCCUUGUCUGCUCUCUAAGUCCUACAGUUUUCAUCUGAUCUUCACCAAACUUGCUAACAAUGUUUGUGGUCAUAAUAUCUCGGCCAUGUUCAAUAACCAGCCAAAUUGCCCCAGGCACUCUUAGAUUAUUGCCCUUGAAUUACUUGCGAAACUGUGAAUUUAGCCUUGUCCGCACUCUAAGUCAAACAGUUUUCAUCCGAUCUUCACCAAACUUGCUGGCAAUGUUUAUGGGUAUAAUAUCUCAGCCAUGUAUGAUAACCACCCAAAUCGCCCCAGGCACUCUUAGAUUAUGCCCCUUGAAUUAGGCAUUCGAUGACGGGCGUAUUUUUUGACAGUCUGGCACUCUUUUUUUUUUACGUUGUCAGUAUUUUCAUUAUCAUGUUGAAAGUAACCAUGUUUCAAAAUUAAGGCCAAAACAUUUUUGAAAUGUCACUACCUAUAGGAAAAUGUUGCUUAUAUAAAAGCCUUCCUCUUUUUUUUUAAAAAUUAGAAAUUAUGUCACAUUUAUUUAUGGUUUUUGUUACUGAUACUGUUAUUUAAUGUCUCUGCAGUAAAAGUAGUUUGAAAUGAGA
Messenger RNA from Mercenaria mercenaria, 10943 nucleotides. RefSeq names its product ubiquitin carboxyl-terminal hydrolase 19-like. Lineage: Eukaryota; Metazoa; Mollusca; Bivalvia; Venerida; Veneridae. Gene Ontology annotation, molecular function: cysteine-type deubiquitinase activity. Bases 166 to 4002 code for a protein of 1278 amino acids. The transcript has 26 exons. The record is from RefSeq and is a predicted model, not a curated record. Gene Ontology annotation, biological process: protein deubiquitination.